Messenger RNA from Yamadazyma tenuis ATCC 10573, 963 nucleotides. NCBI's taxonomy places the organism in Eukaryota, Fungi, Ascomycota, Pichiomycetes, Serinales, Debaryomycetaceae. The record is from RefSeq and is a predicted model, not a curated record.
GGAUCGCACAACCACCUCACACACAAUGUCUUAUGAAGACAAAUUCGACAGCUCCCUCGACUUAUUGAGGAGAUUGGACCCCAAGCACAUCUCCCUUAACCUCAACACACUCUGUUCCAUCAUUCAAAGCCAGGACUCAGACUCCGAAUUGGUGCCUGACUUACUUUCUUCCGUCGACACUCCCUUGAAGUUGAUCACCGAUAAAUCCAACAACAAGCAAUUUUUGAGCUGUGACUACAACCGGGACGGCGACUCGUACAGGUCACCGUGGUCCAACAAGUAUUAUCCCAGUUCCAGCGUCGACGACGACGAAUUACCUCCCUACCCAUCAGAUGAUUUGAGACAGUUGGAAAUAAAAGCCAACGAGAGUUUUGAUGUUUACAGAGAUUUGUACUACGAGAACGCAGGCAUCUCGUCGGUGUACUUGUGGGACACAGAUGAGGGCGAUAUCCCAGACUCGUUGAACAACGGCUUUGCUGGGGUGGUUCUUUUCAAAAAGGAAAUCGAUAAUGGUGAAGGAAAGUGGGAUUCGAUCCACGUUUUCGAGGUCGAAACUGCUGGCUCGUCCACAUACUCAUACAAGUUGACCUCCUCGGUGAUACUCGACUUAAAUAACAAUAAAGACUUGUCUGUAUCCGGGAACUUGACGAGACAAUUUGAUGUGACUAAGAAAUUCACCGGUUCCAAUGACACUGGUGCUAACUUGGAAACGUUCCACUUGAUCAGCUUGGGCCAGUUGGUAGAAAACUCCGAGUACACCAUCCGUAACUUGUUGCAGGAAGUGUACUUUGACAAGUUGAAGGACAUUAUUUUAAAAGAUUUAAGAAGGUUUGGUGCUGAUGAUGGACAACUCCAAGCCAAGCAAAGUGACUUGAUUAAAGGCUUGCAAGGUUUAUAGGCUAGAUUAAUAGGCAAAAAAAUACCACAUGACAAUGCACAAUCUGAAACAAGGGAUUUGCAUCU